This is a messenger RNA of Malurus melanocephalus (red-backed fairy wren), 5391 nucleotides long. It is a transcript of the gene DNAJC16, whose product is annotated as DnaJ heat shock protein family (Hsp40) member C16. Lineage: Eukaryota; Metazoa; Chordata; Aves; Passeriformes; Maluridae. The record is from RefSeq and is a predicted model, not a curated record. The transcript is spliced from 14 exons. The coding region runs from base 75 to 2414 and encodes 779 amino acids.
GCGGCGGAAGCGGCGGCGCUGGCUGAGGGAGGGCGGCCCGUCCGCUCCCUCCGCCCGCGGGGCCCCGCCGGACCAUGGAGCCGGGAGGACGGGCCGCCUGCAUGCUGCUGUUCCUGCUCCUGCUGCUGCCGGYGCUGGCGGCGGCCGCGCCGGGAGAGUUCGACCCGUACCGCGUGCUGGGGGUCGGCCGGAGCUCCAGCCAGGCCGACAUCAAGAAGGCCUACAAACGGCUCGCCCGGGAAUGGCAYCCUGACAAAAACAAGGACCCGGGAGCAGAGGACAAAUUCAUCCAGAUUAGCAAGGCCUACGAGAUUCUCUCCAACGAGGAAAAGAGGGCAAACUUUGAUCGCUACGGAGAUGCYGGGGAAAGCCAGGGAUUCUCUCAGCAGCAGCAUCGCCAGUUCCAUCGCUUCCACGAUGGYUUCUAUUUUGACGAGUCCUUCUUCCAUUUCCCGUUCAAUUCGGAGAGGCGUGACACCUCUGACGAGAAGUAUUUGCUGCACUUUUCCCACUACAUCAAUGAAAUCGUGCCAGAUAGUUUCAAGAAACCUUACCUCAUUAAAAUCACCUCAGACUGGUGCUUCAGCUGCAUCCACAUCGAGCCCGUGUGGAAGGAAGUUGCUCAGGAAUUGGAGGUGCUGGGAGCAGGAAUCGGCGUCGUUCACGCAGGGUACGAACGACGCCUCGCCCAUCACCUGGGUGCCCACAGCACCCCGACMCUGCUGGGGCUCAUUAACGGGAAAAUAACCUUCUUCCACAACGCUGUGGUCCGGGAAAACCUGCGGCAAUUUGUGGAGAACCUUCUGCCAGGGAAUCUUGUUGAAAAGAUUACAGAUAAAAACUACAUCCGCUUUCUGUCCGACUGGAGGAAAGACAACAAGCCCCACGUGCUGCUGUUUGAUCACAUGCCAGUUGUGCCGUUGUUAUACAAGCUGACAGCCUUUGCCUACCGAGAUUACCUGUCCUUYGGGUACGUGUACGUUGGACUGCGAGGCACUGAAGAGUUGUCCAGUCAGUACAACAUCAAYGUCUACACUCCCACCAUGAUGAUCUUCAAGGAGCACAUCGACCGGCCUGCUGAUGUUGUGCAGGCACGAGAAAUGAAGAAGCAGCUCAUUGACGACUUCCUUUCGCAGAAUAAGUUCCUCAUGGUGGCCAGACUCACCAGCCAGAGGCUGUUCCAGGAGCUGUGUCCCGUGAAGAAGUCUCACCGUCAGCGGAAGCACUGCGUGGUCUUGUUUACGGGGGAAGGAGAGAAGUUUGCUGAGGCUUAUGAGGCCUUUUUGACUUUUGCUGUGGCCAACACAAAAGACACACUGAAGUUUGUGCACGUCUACAGUGACCGGCAGCCGGAAUUUGCAGACGCCUUGCUGAUGGAUGACGAGAAGUAUCGUGGAAGAUCGGCUGUGGUCAUUCUGGAGAGACGCAAUAAUGCAGGGAAGAUCGCCUACAAAGCCUUGGAGGAGGCCUGGCAAGGCAGCAAAGAGGACAACUUCAUCCUCUUGGAUCUCCUGGACCAGCUGAGGACAGAUCCUGGCCUUCUCUCAUCAGAGACCGUCGUGUCAGACUUGAAUGAUGAGCUUGCUCCUAUAUUCCUUAUCCGAUGGUUCUACUCCACGCUGGACUACAUCUCAGAUUGCUGGGACAGUUUGUUUCACAGUAACUGGCGAGAAAUGAUGCCACUCCURUCCUUGCUCUUCUCCGCGCUCUUCAUUCUCUUUGGCACGGUUAUUGUUCAGGCUUUCAGUGAUUCGAGCGACACAAGGGACUCUCCACCCUCGGGGAAAGAAGAAACCGCCACAAAGACAGAGAAGAACGAUGCAAGCUUCAGCAAAGAGAGUAACAGCAGRAUUCCCAAAAAGGGCUUUGUUGAGGUGACUGAGCUGACAGACAUCAACUACACCAGUAACCUGGUGCGCCUGAGGCCGGGGCACAUGAACGUCGUCUUGAUCCUGUCCAACUCCACCAAAACCCCCCUGCUCCAGAAGUUCGCCCUGGAAGUCUACACAUUCACAGGGAGCAGCUCUCUUCACUUCUCCUUUCUCAGCCUGGACAAGCACCGAGAGUGGCUGGAGUAUCUGCUGGAGUUUGCACAGGAUGCAGCCCCCAUCCCCAACCAGUAUGACAAGCAUUUCCUUGAGCGUGACUACACAGGCUACGUGCUGGCUCUGAAUGGCCACAAGAARUACUUCUGCCUCUUUAAGCCUCACAGAUCAGGGGAUGAGGGGGGAACCCUGGGAUCGUGCGAGGAUUACGAUGCUUUACAACACACGGAAGCCAAAGGGAAAUCCUCCUGCAACUCGGAAUCUAGGUCCAUUAAAAACAAAUUACACAAAUUGUCCUUUUGGAUGGAACGCCUUCUAGAGGGUUCCUUACAGAGGUUCUAUAUCCCCUCGUGGCCCACGCUAGACUGAGGGAUUUUACAGAGAUUCUAAGGGACAAACUUUUUAUGAAGAUGACAAGGGACAGCUCUUUGCAGGAAUACUCAAACAAGUGUGAUGAAUGGACCUUAGGUUUCAGAUGAACUCUCCUUGGGCCGGCAACCAGAACACACCUCCCACGUCCGGAGCCCGGGAGUGCAGCCAAGCGCACCCAUGUGCCCUCCACCGCCCCGCUGUGCGCUGUGUUUGAACGCCGUACAAGCGACGAGCCAAGAAGUCUGUUUUGCCCUUCUCAUCCUGCCACAUCUGCUUCCUGAGUCGCCUUGUUCCAUCUCUUGUUUUACCUCGGUUGAAGAAACCYGUGACUUCCCCGGGUCCGGAGCAGCCGUGGCCGGUGACGCAGGCCGGGUCGUGGUUCUCCUCCCCGUCCCCAUGUGCUUAGCCCAUGGUGCAUGGUGUAACUCUGGCAAGACCCUGCAGACCCUCCAGGCCCUGCCCUUCCAAAAGGCAUCCUYCCACCAGGCAGUGGUACUCUCUCGGCUUUCCCCGUGGUAAGUGAUGCAGAAUCCGGCCAGGAGCAUCUCCCUGGUAGCAGACCUCAGCUGGGAUUCCCCCUGGUGCAGGCUCAUGGGUGAUCUGCAUGUUUCAUGCUCCUCGUGUCAUGGUUCCACCUGCAGCUUCACCGGCUGAACUGUAAUAGGGAGGGAAAGGGUUUUGCACGGCCCUAAAAUACUGUCCAAGUGUUGAGCCAUUUAAAUGUCACGUUGAUUUUUCAGAUGCCUUUUCUGCUUCUGUCGAUUUUAGACGAUGUAUCCUAGAGCCAUAACUUUACCUGCGUCCUCAGAUUGUAGGCGUGAGCUGCUAUGAGCCAGUAGAUGUGUAAAAAACUCUAUGUAGCUGCCAGGGAGUCACCCGGGCUCCUUGCAAACACCCUUCCAGCUGUAGUACAAACCAACCUUCCUUUGUAUCGAGGAACCUCAUCCUUCAACGAUUGUAUUCUUGAAAUGUCRCCCCAGAAGUGCUGUGUCAUCCGACCAUCGCGUGUGUGUGAAGCUCCUUUGGUUUAGCGGGGGGUUUAGAUGCCGGGUCUCAGCCCCUCGCCCGUUUCCUUCUUGCCCCAAACCUCCAUUUCUCCACACUCAGGCUGCUCCCGUGGCUUUGUGUUUGUUUKCUUGGGUAUUUCUUUUGUGCUCUGGAAGCGGUGGGGGUGUGUGAGGUUAGAGCAGCCRCACAGCGCAGGGUUUGGACAAUGGUUUGCUGGUAGCAGUGCCCCRACAGCCGCUUCCAACUCCACAGGGAAAGGGGGUACCUGGGUAAGAAGGGAGGAUGAGCAGCAGCUUCAUGGCUGCUUAAACACCCCUUGAGUGAGCAAAUGAGGCAGCAGGGCUUCUUUUUGUGGCCAGGAAUGAAGGUUUUCAUUKAGGUUUUUCUGUGAGUUUUUCACUGACACUGAUCCAUCCUUCCAUGGAUCUGGAGCCCUGUGGCUCCGUCAGGCUCUGGCACUGCCGAAGGGCAGGAAUGGGGGCASGUGGCCUUUGCCACAGGGCUUGGAACACAGAGCACUUGGUGAACACGUGGUGUUAAUUGCAAACUCAGCCCUUGCCACUUUAGGUACAUGCUAGCAGAGCAACCAGUCAGUAGGAAUUACUGCCAACCCCUGAGCCGGCUGCUGAUCCCGUACAGAAGCCAGGACAUUGCACUCCCUACAUGCCCUAGUUUCUCCCAAAGCCUUGCCUUUGCAUUCCUCCCCAUCCUGGGAGCAGAUUGGCAUGCUCCACCCCCACAGGUACCUCAGACCCCAGUAAAUUGUGCUUCAAAUAAAGGCUGCCAUGCUACAAACAGACCCUACGUUAGGUUAAUUAAUUCCAGCCCCAUGGAUUCGGGGCCAUGGAAUGAGGCACUAAAGUAGAGGGAAGGAAGGAAGGAAGGUGAGGUCUUCUCCCUGCCAGGAGCUCCUGUGAAGGUACACAGACGCCACUGAAAGAGCAGAGGGGGGAUGGAACACCAGCCUGAUGCUUCUAGACUUUUAUUUCUACCUGGCUGGAGCCAUCACCGCAGCACUCCUGCACUUCUCCCACAGCUUGCCACGCAGGAUGUGGCUGGAUUAGGUUUUAGCCUAGCAGAAGCUCCACAUAACGUCUUAAAUGAAGUAUAAUGCAGAAGUGUAAUGCUCUCUGGGUCCUUGCUAUCCCUUCAGCUGGUCAGAAACAAGGAGAAAACCCUCAACUCGUGAAAAAGAAGUGCCUAGUAAUGCUACAGCAAGGGAAUUCAGCCCUGCCCUGAGGAAGGGGAGAAGGCUUUAUGGCCUUCAGAUCAGUGUGUGCUGCACGCUGCCAGAAUCCUUGGUUCUGUUUUGUUUUUAGCACAGGUAACCUCCCCUUUGGGCCAGACUGAGCUGAGGGAGCGCUUGCAUCGGUCCACCCGUGCCAGCUGUCGUUGGACAGGAGCACAGCUCCUGGACUUUAUGGAAACUUUUACCUGGGUUGAAGCAAAAGCCAAGCUGCUCUUCCCCCUGGUUUAGUUGGCUGCAGUGCCAGCGUGGCACUCUGGGUGUUUGCUGGCUCGAGACCACAGUCAGAGCUGCUUCUCCCGGGGUCUGCCCUCUCCCAGCAGCCAUGAGCUGUCACCCCCCAUCAUCUCCUAACACCUGCGAUUCUGUUGGGUGCGUGGUGGUUUGAAAUCCAAAGAUUGAGGGAAUUGGGUCCUAGUGCACGUUCCUAGUGAGAUCUGAGCGAUGGCACGGUGCUCGGAGCUGAGGUGAAGGGGUACAGACCCCAGAGGGGAGGUUGUACCCAAACUCCUCCCUGCCCAUCUCUGCCCUUCACCCACAGCAUCCAGGAGCCAGGAUACGAGCGCAGCCUGACCAGUAGGACUGAAAACUAGGUACCUAUUUUGCACUUUUGAUACUGGGAGGGGGGGAAUUAACUUAUUUGGCAAACUUGUCUUUUUCAUUUUGGAUUUUUUUUUUGUUCAGGUUUUUUUUUGUUUGUUUGUUUUUUGGUUUUUUUUG